This is a messenger RNA of Racocetra persica, 809 nucleotides long. The record is from the annotation of a GenBank genome assembly. Lineage: Eukaryota; Fungi; Glomeromycota; Glomeromycetes; Diversisporales; Gigasporaceae.
AACGUCAAAGUGAAGUCUUCGAGUAUACCACUAUUAAGUGUGUCGAUAUUGUGAGUGAACAUAUUAUUGAAAGGUUAAAAGAAACGAAGGUUGAGUUUCAAGCUUAUCUGAAAAUGGUGUAUGAAAGCAAGGAAAGCCAAGAUGGUUUAACGAUGAUGAUUAGAAAUAUUGUGGAGAUGAUAACGGCGGAGGUUAUGAGAAACCUGAAGGUCAUGCGAAGAAAAGGUGUUAGCCAUAGGCCACGUUUAUGUUACGAAUGCAGGAAACCAGGAUACCUGGCCCGCAAUUGUCCAGUUCAAAAAUUUGGUAAAGGAAGUUUAGUGAAAAGCCUGAAAGGAUCAAGCAUUGGUGGUAUAGAUAAUGUUAUUGGAUGUGUUUCUUGCGCUGAUGUUGUUGUGUGUGGUGUUGGUGUAAAUCAGAUGUUUUAUAUCGUACGUGAGUUGACUUCGGAUGUAGUUCUUGGAAUGCUAAAAGCAUCAUUUGUAGUAAAUGAGGAUUGUGUGAUAGAGAAUAGUGAAGAUAAGAGAAGCGAUUUUAUGGAUAUUAGGUGUAUUAAAAGUGAAUCGAUGGAGAAUGAUGAUGUCGAUUAUGAUGAGAAAGAGAAAAGUGAAAUCGUUAACAUAAUGGACUCUGAUGAAUCGAAUCAAAUGGGUAAAAUGAAAGUUGAAACUUAUCUAAUGACUGCAGAUGGUAAAACGAACGAUUCUAGAAAUUGCUCUGAAAAUGAAAUGGAGAAGAAAAAGGAAAAGCUGACAGUAUUUAAUAAUUAUCGAAAAUCUGUUGAAAAUAAGCACGAAGCAUCUGAAUAG